This is a messenger RNA of Prorocentrum cordatum, 411 nucleotides long. The record is from the annotation of a GenBank genome assembly. Lineage: Eukaryota; Dinophyceae; Prorocentrales; Prorocentraceae.
GAAGAGGAGGAGAAGCAGGAGGAGGAGGAGGAGCCAUCUGGGCCUCGCGAGGGGUGCUCAGCAGGCCAUCUGGGCCUCUCGGGGGCACCUGGUGGCACCUUGGGCCAGGGAGGCAGCGCCCCCUCGAGGGUCCAGCGCCGCCCCAAGAGAUCCGCGCAGACCUCCGAAAGGUUGUGCUUCAGCCGUUCGGGUCUUCAUUCGCACUCAGCUGAGGAACUUGAUGUCCUUGGCCCGCGGCUUCCCGCAGCCGAAGUCGACGACAAAUCCGACCUCGCGCCCCUUGAACCAGGUCGUGUUCCGCAUAGCGUGGGAGCCGCCCAGCUGACAGUUUGCCAGGAUACCCGGGAGAGCGUCCUGGAAGAACUGGAUCUGUCGUCCGACCCCAGGGUAAUCCUUCCUCUCUGCAGGUGA